GUCUUAUGCCAUGCGGACAUUAUAUACCAGAGACAAGGUUUAAUAUUUGUUAUAGUACGAUUAACGACAGCAGUGAGUAAACUUCCAAUAGCGUCAGAAAAAAAAUUAGCAAUUAAAACAAUUAAAAAAAAUAUAAAGCACUUUAUUUUAAACCUGUAAAAUAUUGCGGAAACAGUCAAGCCAUAUUUACAGAGGGGAGUUCUCUGUGUAUCGAUGGGAAUCCACCAGCAGCAGCCAGCGACACAAACACACACCGCAGGCGAGGAAGUCACCGUAGCGCUACAACCCAGUGCGUACUUUAAACAUCUAAUUAUCAUGUCGAGUAGUGUGUUUUUAUUCGCGACCCGACAACUUCAGUCUGCUGCCUACUAAAUAGUCUCGGUUAUAUUAUAUGAUAGUGGUUUAUGAGCCUGGUAGCCGUACAGUAACGCACCGAAUGGCGAAGAGAAGCGCGAGACGCGGCUAACGUUAGUCUGAAGCUGCGACUCCAGCAGCCCAACAAGAUGAUGCGACGUCAGUGGGUUUAUGGUCAAAUCUGCGGCUAAAUAAAGGUGUACUACUGAAUAAAACACUAUAGUGGCGAUAUUGAUCGACCUCUUAGGGAAUACGACUAGUUAGCAGGCUAGCUGGGUUUAAAUCCGGUGAAACCGAAAGGGUGUUGUUGUUGUUAGCUGGGCCAGAUCGUCACAUUGCUUUACUCGGGGUUGUUUUAAUAUCGCCGGCGGGUAGUUGGGAUCUUUUCUAACAGAUAAAAUGGCAACGGGCUCCAGUUUCCAUUCCGGAGGGAGUGGAUCUAGAAACGGACCAUCAUUCGCAUCACCGUCGUCUUCCUCGUCUGGAGUGCCAGGACAGGCUCAGCCGAUGGCGGUGGUUUGGGAAUGGCAGGAUGAUCUGGGCUACUGGAGGCCCUACACCGGACAGGUGAGCAGCUACAUCGAGCAGUGUCUCCAGCACCAGAGAGGAGCCGGGCCCGCCAGCAGCAGCAUCUGUCUGGCACAGGCAGACCCCAGCCUGUCUGCGUACAUCAUCGACAUCCCCAACCUCAAACAGUUCAGACAGGACACGGGAAAGAUGCGUGCUGUGCGGCGAUCCCUGUUCCCGCAGUCCUCUGCCCUGGGCAGUGGGGUUCUUUGGGAGUGGGCCAAUGAUGAAGGAGGGUGGACGGCGUAUGAGAUCCGAACCUCCAUUCUGCUGGAGCACAGCUACCAGGCAGGGCAGGCCACAGCUGACCUGAGCCCACACGGCUACAACUACAUUGUGGACCUCACUGCUCUACAGCAAGUCAACAAGGCCACCAGCUACAGACGACAUGUCAGGCGGCAAGGCAGCGUGCCAUAUCCUCUCGCCUCCGGUUCGGUUAUUCACUCGGGCCCGGCCUGUUCCUGUCACCAAUGUUUGAGCAAUAGCAGCGCCGCCGGACCCAUGCUGAGCCGGUCACGGCAUUCCUUUACCGUGGGGCAGGCCAACGGGCCCAGCCUCCAGACCCAGCAUGGACGACUUCCUGGAACCAGCUCUUCUUCAGCCUACUCGCCCUACCCCAGAAGACCUCUCUCGAUGGGAAGCUUGUUAUGGAACGGCCCGUGGAGUACCCCCACCUCUGUGGCUCAUCCUUCAGGACCACCACAGGCUUUUGGUCACCAUGCAAAUGGCUUAAGCAUCCCAACCAUCCCUCUACACAUGAACGGAUCCAGUAGUGUGAACUCUGCACUGGCAGGCAUGGCUUCCAUUUUGAUGUCAGCUGCAGGACUGGGAGUUCGCUUCUUGACCGCCCCCUUCUGCCAGAGUGGCUCCAGCAGGCCCACCAAUGGCCAGCCCAGCUCCAUUAAGAGGGCAAAGAGACAGUCCAGGACAGCACCAGCUCAGAAACCAGAAGAAGUCAUUAAGAAAUACAUGGAGGAAGUGCCUGUGGUCCCAGAUGAGGACUGUAUUAUCUGUAUGGAGCGCCUGUCCUGCCCGUCUGGUUAUGAGGUCCCAGCUGAGUGCUCUCAGUCUCUUCAGCCCAACACUGUGGGCAAACUCACAAAAUGUGGUCACACUUUCCAUAUGCUCUGCAUGCUGGCCAUGUACAACAAUGGAACCAAGGAUGGGAGUCUUCAGUGCCCCUCAUGUAAGACAAUCUAUGGAGAGAAGACCGGUACCCAACCAAAGGGCAAGAUGGAGAUUUACAGUAUCCCUCAGUCUUUGCCUGGACACGCAGACUGCGGCACAAUACAAAUCAUUUACAACAUCCCGCCCGGAAUACAGGGUCCUGAGCACCCAAACCCUGGGCAGCCGUAUACGUGCAGAGGAUUCCCUCGCUUCUGUUUCCUUCCUGACAAUGACAAAGGAAGAAAGGUGCUGGUGCUGCUGAAAGUGGCGUGGACACGGCGCCUCAUCUUCACCGUGGGCACUUCCAGCACCACAGGGGAGCCGGACACCGUCAUAUGGAACGAGAUCCACCACAAGACGGAGAUGAUGUCCAACGUCUCCGGCCACGGCUACCCCGACCCCAACUACCUGGACAAUGUGCUCUCAGAGCUGGCGUCACAGGGCGUGACGGAGGACUGCCUGAAAUGAGAACCUCAGUGCCAGGGGGCUCAGGGUGCAGCCAUGUGAACCGGACUGUCCCAUCUACUGUAGAUUUAAUAAAACUUGAUGAAAAG
Messenger RNA from Sinocyclocheilus anshuiensis, 2642 nucleotides. Its product is annotated as probable E3 ubiquitin-protein ligase DTX2. The coding region runs from base 754 to 2556 and encodes 600 amino acids. The record is from RefSeq and is a predicted model, not a curated record. The transcript has 9 exons. Gene Ontology annotation, biological process: protein ubiquitination; Notch signaling pathway. Gene Ontology annotation, molecular function: zinc ion binding. Lineage: Eukaryota; Metazoa; Chordata; Actinopteri; Cypriniformes; Cyprinidae.